This is a messenger RNA of Carassius gibelio (silver crucian carp), 3967 nucleotides long. RefSeq names its product malonyl-CoA decarboxylase, mitochondrial-like. The transcript is spliced from 6 exons. Gene Ontology annotation, biological process: positive regulation of fatty acid oxidation; acetyl-CoA biosynthetic process; malonyl-CoA catabolic process. Gene Ontology annotation, molecular function: malonyl-CoA decarboxylase activity. Bases 64 to 1569 code for a protein of 501 amino acids. Gene Ontology annotation, cellular component: peroxisomal matrix; mitochondrial matrix. The record is from RefSeq and is a predicted model, not a curated record. Lineage: Eukaryota; Metazoa; Chordata; Actinopteri; Cypriniformes; Cyprinidae.
AGUGGAUGCGAAUUGCAACACUAUAUACAAGGUUUAUUUUGGUGCUUAUUUGUCAGGCGCGCAAUGGCAUCUUUCCACUUACGUACAGCCGCGCGCUCUUUGCUAAAGUCUUAUCGACACAGAGCAGUGUUAAAAACGGUCCAAGGACUCAGAGUGUGGGAGUUGAGAAACAUGUAUCUAUGUACUUCCAUCGCAGUGCACAACAGCAUGGAGGAGCUCCUGAGAAAGACAGUGGCCCCAUUGCCCACCUAUGAGAUGAGAGACAAAUCUCCACCUCCACCUGAAUCCAACAGUAUGGAGUUCAUGCACUUCUACAAGAGUUUAGAGAAAGAGCAAAAGCUGGAGUUUCUCGAGAAGCUGUCUUAUGAUUUCGGGGUAGAUCACAGAUGGGCUUCGGAUCUGGCUGCGAAGUUGCUGGACACUCAGGGGCGCGAAGCGGCCACUAUCCUGCAGGUGGAGGACAGGUUACGGUACAGUCUAACACCCCGCUACCGACAGCUGCUCACGCACAUCAGCAAGGUUCCGGGCGGAGUGAAGUUUCUGGUGGACCUCAGGGCGGAUCUCAUCGAGUUAAAAAUUAGUGACAGCCCGCAUAUGAGGGAUCUGAACAGCACUCUGAAGAGUCUUCUGUCAGAAUGGUUCUCUGUUGGCUUACUCCGACUGGAAAGAAUCACUUGGCAGUCCCCAUGCGAGAUCCUUCAGAAGAUCAGCCAGUACGAGGCGGUCCAUCCUGUGCGGAACUGGACAGAUAUCAAACGCAGAGUGGGGCCGUACCGGAGAUGUUACGCCUUCACCCAUGCCUCCAUGCCUGGAGAGCCACUGGUGGUGCUGCAUGUUGCCUUAACUGAGGACAUAGCAAAUAAUAUCCAGGGAAUUGUAAGAGAGUUUUCCACUCUAGACGCAGACGAAGAUGUUAACAAGAUCAAUGCAGCCAUCUUCUACUCCAUCUCCUCCACUCAGGCCGGAUUGCAGGGGGUUGAGCUUGGAAACUACCUCAUCAAGAGGGUGGUCCGAGAACUGCAGAGUGAAUUUCCUCACAUGGCCCAGUUCUCCAGUCUGUCUCCCAUCCCCGGCUUCUCCUUAUGGCUACAAGGGGCUCUCGGACAGCUCAAGAAGGAGGGCCGUGCCAUAGAGCUCCUGUCUGAGCAGGAGUGGAGGGAGGUGGAGGAUGUGACGAGAGCUGUCCCUGGUACCCCAGCUCUGGAGGCCCUGCGCAGGCUCAUCAGCACCAGCGAGUGGAUCCGCUCCGACCGCCUGGUCCGUGCUCUGGAACCUGCGCUAAUGCGGCUCUGCGCCUGGUAUCUGUACGGAGAGAAACGGCGGGGCUACGCCCUUAACCCUGUGGCCAACUUCCAUCUUCAGAACGGCGCCACUAUGUGGAGGCUGAACUGGCAAGCUGACACAAGCCCACGCGGGAUGGCCAACUCUUGCGGCAUAAUGGUUAAUUAUCGCUACUUUUUACAAGAGACCAGCACUAACAGCGCCGCCUACCUGCAGAAUAAAGUCAUCAAGGCUUCGGAGCAGGUGAUGGGACUGGUGUCGCAGUUUCAGAAGAACAGCAAACUCUGAGUCAAAUCUCUAGCUCUGUGCUGGAACUCGAAUAUUGUUAUCAUUUUUGAUAACUCUGAUCUGCACAGGGUGGACAAGCACAAUGAAGAUUUAAAUGAGCCCCAUGUGGAUCUACAACUGAAACCUGCAAGUCAUAUUUCAUUGUUUAUUCAGAGAUGGACAGUUGUACUCUGCCUUUCUGAAAGAUAAUAAUCCAAAUAAAUCUAAUUCUAAAGGGAUAGUUCACCCCAAAACGAAAAUUUUGGCAUCAUAUACAAACCCUCAAGUUGUUCCAAACCUGUAUGACUUUCUUUCUUCCACAGACAAUCGUCCUGCAGCUUUUUCAUCCAGCAGCUGUUCACAAUGACAACAUAAUGUCAUAGAUAAAACAUUAUUAAAUGUAUUAAAAUAGUCCAUAUUUAUCCAUUAAACUCUGUGAAGUGAAGCAAACUUGUUCAUGCACAUCACUUAUGAAUAUUUAGCAGUAGUUCACAGGUUUGAUGUCAUUACAUGUGAGAACCAAUGGCAUUGGAUGCUAUUGAUGCCCAACCUGAAGGUUGACUUUAAAGGGGGGGUGAAAUGCUCAUUUUCACUCAAUAUCCUGUUAAUCUUGAGUACCUAUAGAGUAGUACUGCAUCCUUCAUAACUCCAAAAAGUCUUUAGUUUUAUUAUAUUCAUAAGAGAAAGAUAGUCUGUACCGAUUUUUCCCGGAAAAACACGAGUGGCUGGAGGCGUGACGUGUGGGCGGAGCUAAAGAAUCACGAGCGCCAGUAGGCUUUUGGGUUGAGCGCGUCUGGAAGCUGUGAAACCUUGAGGACAAAACCAACCAAAACAAACCACGGCUAACAGUCAGAUUCAGCGUAUAUUUAUGAUCCAGAAUUAGAUCCAGAGGCUGAAAUUGAACAAGAGCAGCAUCAGCAAUCAGUCUCUAUGUGGUAUGUACUGAAACUGUAUGUAUUUGCUUAGCGGUUUUGGAAAAUGACUAAGUUCCACUUUGUCGUCUUUUUUUUUUUUAAGCUGUACAUGUGGAAAGUGCAGUUUGAUGACAACAUCGCAUGUUGUUUACUUGAUGUGCUCACACGCCGAUAGCUAAAUUCACAACACAGAGAUAUUUGAAGCAGUUUUACUCACCGCCUGCGGUUCCAACACCCGAUCGUGACCCUUUUUCGUUGGGACUGCAUUAUCCUUAAGAAAUAAACGAUGUGCAAAUCCGGCGUCAAACUGGGCCUUGUUUGUAAAACAAGCAUCUUCGAAAUGCAGGGGAACAAACACAAACACUUGCACAACUCCGUUGAUGCUCUGUAAAAAUAAACUCCAUGCUGUUUCUCUUUUGGUAAUCUGUGCAGGGUUGUCUUGCCCUGGCAACCAAAAACACACUUCUUUUGUGACAUUUCGCGACGCUCUCGCUCUGAUCAGUGAAUGUCUGUUGUGCUCUCACUCAUUGCUCUGCUAUACGGGAGCGCGCGCUCUUCCGGCAGACGUGCCCUCAGGACCCAUAUAAGGAAAUUCCGCUCCAUCUAACGUCACAAAGAGCCAUACUCAAAAAAAACUUUCCGAAACUUGUGACAAACCGGAAGGAGUAUUUUUGGAACAGAAAUACUCCUUCAAACGUACAACUUAAUUUUUGAAACUUUGUCCAUGUUUAGCAUGGGAAUCCAACUCUUUAACGGUGUAAAAAACUCAGUAUGCAUGAAAUAGCAUUUCACCCCCCCUUUAAAAAGAACUGGUUCUUAAGAGUCAUUUGCUCAUGAAACAGCAUUUGUUGUUAAGAAAUCAAGAAUGUAUUGUAUGUUUUUAGCAUGCAGCUAGGGUUUUUGGGUUCUGAUAACUAUGUAAAAACGAUUAAAUCUAUACAAUUCAACAAUAAAACAACAUAAAUAUGUAUAAAACAACAUACAGUUUGACAUGAGGGUGAGUAAAUGAUGACCGAAUAUUAAUUUUAAGUGAACUAUCCUUUUAUGACGUUUACUAUGAUUACCCAGCAUGCUGCUUGGUGAUGUUACAAUGAGAUUUCACAUAAUUUUUUUAAGGUGUUCCAAAUCUCCACUAAUUUCAAUCAAGAAAAGGAUAAUCUUCCAAAUUAAUCUAUCUUUUUCAGUCCUUUUCAGCAGCGCUUGAGCCUCUGUUUGAUUCGCCGGUUGCUGAUUUUGAUGUAGACUUAUGCUACACUCUGAAAGACUGGGGGUAAUGAAGCGGGACGAAUCUAUCAGCCUCUGUCAUGUCUUUGCCUUCUCAGCGUGUGUACGUAAGAGAGCGUUCCAGCGCGACUGAGUGGAAGCUGCUGUAAUAAAUGAUGUUUUGAUUCCUUCAUUAGCGGGAUCUGAUUCAAUGUGAAACGGCUGUCUGUAUGUAAAUGUGUCUCAAUGUGCCAGCUAAAAAUGUUUAUUUAUGAAUUAAAAUUCUGCUUAUCUUCCAAAAA